Canariomyces notabilis is the source of this 444-nucleotide messenger RNA. RefSeq lists its product as uncharacterized. NCBI's taxonomy places the organism in Eukaryota, Fungi, Ascomycota, Sordariomycetes, Sordariales, Chaetomiaceae. The transcript has a single exon. Bases 151 to 393 code for a protein of 80 amino acids. The record is from RefSeq and is a predicted model, not a curated record.
ACACCGGCUUGAAAACGAUCAUGUUGUCACCUGGCGGGCCGUGGUCUCAGUAAUUGCAGAAUUCGCGGAGGGAGGAUACCGAUUUGGAAUGUUCACGGAUGGGUUGACUGGCGUCUGGCGUUUGUGUGAGAUCCGUCGUCGGCCCAGCAUAUGGCGCGUGCUUGCUUUGUGCGCCUGGCAGCGUUGGGGAUGAUUUGUAGAAUGACAUCGACGUAUAUGAACAGGAGAGCAUGCCAACUCCAGCCCUUUCAAUGGCACAGCCCCUUUCCAAUCACAUGUGGGCACAUAUCAGCAAUUCAUCAAGCAGACGCUCGUCGAUUUCAUUUCCUGCCGUGGUAUGAUACACUCCGCUGGAACGGUGGACGUCUAGACUGCAAGCCCGUAACUCCUUAACCGAACCCUUCACCCAUAUGAAACUCCAGAAAUAGCAGAAUGACCAACCGA